Messenger RNA from Nerophis lumbriciformis (worm pipefish), 3069 nucleotides. NCBI's taxonomy places the organism in Eukaryota, Metazoa, Chordata, Actinopteri, Syngnathiformes, Syngnathidae. The record is from RefSeq and is a predicted model, not a curated record.
AUGGAGCUUCAAGUUAUCGACGAUGGCAUUCACCUCUCUGCAUACAGACCUAGAAUUCUUCAAUCGGUGACAAACGGAGAGACAACACCUGCAGGCUAUGAGUCCGAUUAUUACAAUCACUACGGAGAUUGCAGUCAAGUUGAGUCCUGUGGGUCGGCUGUCCAAAGUGGCUAUGAAACCCUUGAUGCCCCACCAAACUAUGACUUCUACACAAACACAGAAGUUUUUGGACGACGAAAGCACUUCAGGCCAUCUCUCUACCAGCUGUAUGCCAAACCUGAGGAUGACUCUCAACCUCCAAUGUAUGAAGAGACAACACAUGGAGGCAUGCAAGGCGAGAGUUCUGAGGAAGAAGAGGAGCAAAAGGAUCCCCUGCCUGAACCAACUCGAUUUGGCUGGGUUCAUGGAGUAAUGAUCCGCUGCAUGUUAAACAUUUGGGGGGUGAUCUUGUACCUCAGACUACCUUGGAUUACGGCACAGGCUGGUAUAGGUCUGACCUGGGUAAUCAUUCUUCUGUCCUCUUGUAUAACUGGCAUCACCGGGCUCUCUACAUCAGCCAUCGCUACCAACGGCAAAGUCAAAGGAGGUGGGACCUAUUUUCUGAUCAGUCGUAGCCUUGGGCCAGAGCUUGGAGGGUCCAUUGGUCUGAUUUUUGCCUUUGCCAAUGCUGUAGCUGUGGCCAUGCACACCGUGGGUUUUGCUGAGACAGUUGUAGACCUCAUGCAUGAAAAUGGCGCUGUGAUGGUCAACCGAAUCAAUGACAUCCGCAUCAUUGGGGUCAUCACUGUUACAUGUCUUCUUGCUAUCUCAAUGGCGGGAAUGGCAUGGGAGUCAAAGGCCCAGGUUCUCUUUUUCCUUGUUAUCCUGGUGUCAUUUUCUAGUUACAUUGUUGGAACCAUCAUUCCUCCGUCACCACAGAAACAGGCCAAAGGUUUUUUCAGCUAUAAAGCGGACAUUUUUACAACCAAUUUUGUUCCCAAUUGGCGGGGGCGCGAGGGCAGCUUUUUCGGCAUGUUCUCUAUUUUCUUUCCUUCUGCAACUGGGAUCCUUGCAGGAGCUAACAUCUCUGGAGAUUUGAAGGAUCCAGCAGUGGCCAUCCCCAGAGGAACACUAAUGGCUAUAUUCUGGACCACCUUGUCAUACCUCAUAAUCGCUGCUACCAUUGGUUCCUGUGUGGUCAGGGAUGCAUCCGGACUGUUAAAUGACACCUUGUCCUCUUCCUCUUCGAGCAAGAAUUGUGUUGAAUUAGCUUGUCAGUAUGGUUGGGACUUCAGUGACUGCAUCAAGAACAACACAUGUAUCUUUGGCAUUAGUAAUUACUAUCAGUCAAUGAGUAUGGUGUCAGCCUUCGCUCCACUCAUCACUGCAGGUAUAUUUGGUGCAACACUUUCUUCUGCGUUGGCCUGCCUAGUGUCAGCACCAAAGGUGUUUCAGUGUCUUUGCAAGGACAAGCUCUACCCUCUCAUUGGCUUCUUUGGCAAAGGAUAUGGCAAAAAUAAUGAAGCACUGCGAAGCUAUCUCUUGGCAUACAUUAUUGCUGUCUGUUUCAUUCUCAUUGCCGAGUUGAACACGAUAGCUCCGAUUAUCUCCAACUUCUUUCUCUGCUCUUACUGUUUGAUCAACUUUAGCUGCUUCCACGCCUCAAUCACCAACUCACCUGGUUGGCGUCCUUCCUUCAGGUUCUACAAUAAAUGGCUGUCUUUGCUGUGCGCUAUGUGUUGUCUAGUUAUCAUGUUCUUGUUGACUUGGUGGGCAGCUCUCAUUGCUUUUGGUGUUGUCUUGCUCCUAUUGGGAUACACACUCUACAAAAAGCCCACUGUGAACUGGGGCUCAUCAGUGCAAGCCAGCUCCUACAACAUUGCACUGAAUCAGUGUAUAGGCCUAAACCAAGUAGAAGACCAUGUGAAAAACUACAGACCACAAUGUUUGGUGCUGACAGGACCUCCCAGCAGUCGGCCAGCCCUAGUGGAUCUUGUCAGCUGUUUGACAAAGAAUCUUAGUCUCAUGAUGUGUGGCCAUGUAGUUACUCCUGAUCUUGCUCCACGAGUUCAAAGUGAAAGUCACAAUUUGUGGUUGCAUCAAAGAAAGGUUAAGUCCUUUUACAAAAAUGUGAUGGCUGAAGACCUCCGAUCAGGGGUGAACAUGCUGUUACAGGGAGCAGGUUUGGGUCGGAUGCGACCCAAUGUCCUGCUGAUGGGCUUCAAGACAGACUGGCACAGUGACUCACCUAAGGCCACACACAGUUACAUAGAGAUAUUGCAGGAUGCAUUUGACUUUCAGUAUGGCGUGUGUGUGCUAAGAAUGAGAGAGAGAUUGGAUGUCUCCCAUUUAUAUCAGUCACACGUAAAUCCCUGCUUUGAUGGAGUACCUGAAACCAUAAACACCACUUACACUACAACUGGAAUUAACAUUUCACCACCUGUGCCCAUUGAUCCAGAUCCUCUGCUAAGUAGGCCUUCACUUUUCCGGAAAAAACAAGGGCGAAAGACAAUUGAUGUAUACUGGCUGUCAGAUGAUGGAGGUCUUACCCUGCUGCUCCCAUACCUGCUAACUCGGAGGAAGCGCUGGGCAAAAUGUAAAGUCCGAGUGUUUGUGGGAGGAGACGCUUUCAACAAGGAUGAGAGGAGAGAAGAGGUCAUGACACUAAUCAAGAAGUUCCGCCUUGGUUUCAAUGAUGUGACGGUGCUUCCUGACCUCUUUCAAAAACCACAGCCUGGAAAUAUUCAUCAGUUUGAGAAUAUGGUGAGUUCCUUCAAAGUGGAUACAAACCCCAAAAAUGAGUCUGAUUACGGCUCAGCAAGAGUACAAGAUGAGCCCUGGUGGAUCACUGACCAGGAUCUGGACAGGAACAGAGCCAAGUCUUUCCGUCAGAUUCGUCUAAACGAGAUUCUGCAGGAUGUCUCCCAUGAAGCCGGUCUGAUUGUUAUCACCAUGCCAGUCGGAAGAAGAGGUGUGUGUCCAAGUAUCCUGUACCUGGCAUGGCUGGAAUUCCUGUCACGUGACUUAAACCCUCCUGUCCUGUUGGUCAGAGGAAACCAAGAAAAUGUUCUGACAUUCUACUGCCAAUGA